Molecule: messenger RNA, 3219 nt
Organism: Rhagoletis pomonella (apple maggot)
Lineage: Eukaryota; Metazoa; Arthropoda; Insecta; Diptera; Tephritidae
Product: tyrosine 3-monooxygenase-like
Exons: 7
Coding region: 583-2322 (579 amino acids)
Biological process (GO): dopamine biosynthetic process from tyrosine
Cellular component (GO): axon; cytoplasm; perikaryon
Molecular function (GO): iron ion binding; tyrosine 3-monooxygenase activity
Source: RefSeq, a predicted model, not a curated record
UUCGCUCUUAAGACUUGCCACUUUGGUUAAGAAGUUAAGUAGUUUGUUAAAUAAAUAUUAAUUAAAAACGUUGUGUUUGUUGUAAUAUACACAAAAUAUAAAAAAAAAUUAGCUUUUCUGCCUGCUAGUAAAUUUACACUUACAACGCGAAAGGAUACAAAAGUUAUAUAUCGAAAAGUUCAUAAAAAGUUUCGAUAACUGGAAAUUUUGCAAUUUUAAAUACGAAAAGAAGUAUCAAGCCGAUAAGGAUAUCAAGUCGCUGAUCCUGUGAAUUUCGUUAAAGAAAGAACAAAACGAAUCCAUACGUAAAAAUUGUGUGAUUUCUGGAGCUGCAUAGACGCAAACACACGUUAGAGGCAAACUACUUUAAAGUUUAAUUAACAGAAAUUUGGGCAAGAAAAUUUUUUGUUGUUGUGAAAUAAGCAGUGAAAGUGCAUUUCGUAGGCUUAUUUCGGAAAACAGUUGUAAAAUAAACAAACAAGAAAUUUAAGUAAAACAAAAGUGUAACAUAUUGCACUUUGCGUUAAAUUUUUGAAUUUUCUUCAUACAAGUAAUUUAAAAAAAAAAACAAAACCAAACAAAAUGAUGGCCGUAGCAGCUGCACAAAAGAACCGCGAAAUGUUCGCUAUCAAAAAAUCCUACAGUAUUGAGAAUGGCUAUCCAUCGCGCCGCCGCUCGUUGGUGGACGAUGCACGCUUUGAAAGCCUGGUUGUUAAGCAAAAUAAACAAACUGUGCUGGAGGAAGCGCGCCAAAAGACUAACGACGAGGCCACUUUGGAGGAAUGCAUCCAGCAAGCUAAGGGUGCUCCAAUUGAGCAAGAAAUCGUAUUGCAAGCCGAUCAGUCAAUUGAGAAUGUGGAAAUGCCAGCUGAAGUACAAGAAAUCCUUGAAGAAUCCCAUAACGAAACCGUCAAUGCCUCAUUGGGUGCAGCUGCACAGGGUGAAGGCAGCAACAAUGACAGCAAUAACGCAAAUGAUGCCGGUCUCACCGAGGAAGAAGUUUUACUCGCCAACGCCGCCGCUGAAUCUACCGAAGCGGAGAAUGCCAUGCAGAGCGCAGCGCUCAUUGUACGCCUCAAGGAGGGCAUCUCCUCGCUCGGUCGCAUACUGAAGGCGAUCGAAACCUUCAAGGGUGCCGUACAACAUGUCGAAUCGCGCGUCUCACGCGAGCAGGGCGUCGAUCAUGAUGUACUCAUUAAGGUCGACAUGACACGCGGCAACCUGUUGCAACUCGUGCGUUCACUGCGUCAAUCGGGCUCGUUCAAUAGCAUCAGUCUCUUGGCUGAACACAAUAUCAGCGUGAAGGCACCAUGGUUCCCCAAGCAUGCUUCCGAAUUGGAUAACUGCAAUCACUUGAUGACCAAAUACGAACCCGAUUUGGAUAUGAACCAUCCCGGUUUUGCGGAUAAAGUCUAUCGCCAACGCCGCAAGGAAAUUGCGGAAAUUGCUUUCGCUUACAAAUACGGCGAUCCAAUUCCAUACAUCGAAUACACCGAUGUUGAGGUGAAGACUUGGCGUUCGGUGCUCUUGACUGUCAUCGAUUUGGCGAAGAAGCAUGCUUGCCAAGAAUAUCGCGCCGCUUUCCAGAUGUUGCGCGACGAGGAAAUCUUCGUCGAACACCGGCUGCCACAAUUGCAAGAGAUGUCGGACUUUUUGCGUCGCAACACCGGCUUUACACUACGUCCCGCUGCUGGUCUAUUGACCGCACGCGAUUUUCUCGCCUCGCUGGCAUUCCGCAUCUUCCAGAGCACACAAUAUGUGCGUCACGUCAACUCACCAUUCCACACACCCGAACCCGAUUGCAUUCAUGAACUGCUCGGUCAUAUGCCACUCUUAGCCGAUCCUAGCUUCGCACAAUUCUCACAAGAGAUUGGCUUAGCCUCGUUGGGUGCCUCCGAUGAAGAAAUCGAAAAACUAUCCACUGUCUACUGGUUCACCGUUGAAUUCGGUCUCUGCAAGGAACACGGUCAGGUGAAAGCCUACGGCGCUGGUCUGCUCUCAUCCUACGGUGAACUCUUGCACGCCAUUAGCGACAAGUGCGAGCACCGUGCAUUCGAGCCCGCCUCCACUGCUGUGCAGCCCUAUCAGGAUCAGGAAUACCAGCCCAUCUACUAUGUUGCCGAAAGUUUCGAAGAUGCCAAAGAUAAGUUCCGUCGCUGGGUGUCGACCAUGUCGCGUCCAUUCGAAGUGCGCUUCAACCCGCACACCGAACGCGUUGAAAUUCUGGACUCUGUCGACAAAUUGGAUACGCUGGUGCAGCAAAUGAACACCGAAAUCCUGCAUUUGACGAAUGCCAUUGCAAAGUUAAGACGUCCCUUCUAAGCGCAUCCGCCAGUCAGGUCCUGACGAAGAACUGGGCACACACACACAUUGAGAUUGAUAUGUAUGUAUGUAGUAGGUGUGGCACGUAUGUAUGUGCGCGCGCGUGAUGUCUGUCUAUGCAUGUGUAGCCAGCCAAAUUCGAACACUCACUCACUCACCAACAAGCACGUAUUUUAACUAGUAUAUGUAUAGUAGGUAUAUAUUUUAUGUAAGCGGCGGCAACGUAGCGGUUGUGUCGGCAGCUGUGGUCAGCAUUUAUGUGAUAGUGUUGCGCCUCUUAUUAAACUCUAAAUUGACAUGCCGCUUAAAAGUUUUACUAUUUUUUAUAUUUCGUUUUUUUUUUGUUUUUUUGUCUAAAUGUUGCCUAUGAUAAUUCUCAAUUUUUCGAUGUUGUUGUUAAUGUUGCUUAUAGAAAAUAUUUACAAUUGCGAAAUUUUUUUUAAUUUUUUAGUUAAUUUUUUUUUAAGUUAAAAAUUUUCACUUUUGGCACGCUUUUCAGCAUUAGUAUUGAGUUAUUUGCAAAAUACCUACAUAUAUAUGUACAUAUGUAUGUGUGUGUAUAGCACCUCACGUAUAGAUACGAACAAUUUAUCUACACCUAUCCACCACCCCUACACUACACACCCGCUCACCAUCACCUUCACCCCCUUUCUUAUUUAUUUUAUUUGUAUAUCACUGCAACUGUAUUGGACCAAAAAGCAAACAUUAGUAUUUAAGCAAAUUCACAAACUCACACAAACACAAAACACUUAAAUGGAAAUGAAAAAAAAAGAAACCAAACACAUUCACGCACACAAAUGGUGCAUUGUUUUUGUAUUCGUAUUCGUACGUGUAUUUGUAUUAUUUUACUGAAUGUAUUAUUAUUUUAAUUUUGUAUUUGUUUUUUUUUUUAAUUUU